AUGGCAAGAAUCAGUACUAGGGGACGUCAAAAGAUUGAGAUCAAGAAAAUAACCAAGAAAAAAAAUCUCCAUGUCACUUUCUCAAAGUGCAAAUAUAGCAUUUUUAAUCAAGCUAAUGAACUCUCCACCCUCUGCGGUGUAGAUGUGGCUGUCCUCCUUUUCUCACCUGGGGAAAAAGUAUUUUCCUUUGGCCACAAAUCUAUUGACUCAGUAAUUCAACGUUUUAUCAGUGAAGCACAUCUCAUAUCCUCAUGUCCCACGGGGCUCAUGCAGGUGUAUCAAGAAACUACUAUUCGUGACCUCAACGCACAGCUAAUGCAGGUGCUUGAUCAGCUCGACAUGCAGAAAAAGAGAGAGCAGGUGCUUAGCAAAAUGAGGAAGGCUAGCCAGGCAGAAUACUGGUGGCAGAAGCCGGUGAGCGAAAUGAACAAAGAACAGCUGGGACAACUGAAGCUUGCCUUGGAGGAGCUUCAGAAAAAUGUGACGCAACAAUAUCAAGCAAUUCAUUCUCAGAACUUGAACAAUGCUACUCAGUCUUCUGCAUCUAAUUUUGGAGUUGGUCAUGUCAUGCUUCCUAUUGCAGAUGUGAGCGGGGUUAAUGACUCUACUGCUGAAUGUGUUUGA
Messenger RNA from Tripterygium wilfordii, 624 nucleotides. RefSeq names its product agamous-like MADS-box protein AGL62. Lineage: Eukaryota; Viridiplantae; Streptophyta; Magnoliopsida; Celastrales; Celastraceae. The transcript is spliced from 2 exons. Gene Ontology annotation, biological process: positive regulation of transcription by RNA polymerase II. Bases 1 to 624 code for a protein of 207 amino acids. Gene Ontology annotation, molecular function: DNA-binding transcription factor activity, RNA polymerase II-specific; RNA polymerase II cis-regulatory region sequence-specific DNA binding; protein dimerization activity. The record is from RefSeq and is a predicted model, not a curated record.